AUGUCUAACACUAAAGAAACAGGUUUGUUUGAAACCGGUUCAACAUCAUCAGAAAACGAAAAGCAAUCCAUUUCAGACAAUGAAAUAGCAGAAAGCUUAGAUCAGCAAAAUAUCUUGACACAGUACAGUGAAGAAGACGUUAUGUCUAUGGGGAGAAACUAUGCUAUCAAACAUGGUUUGGACCCCGAUCUGUUUGCAAAAGGAGCUGCGAUUGCUAGAAAUCCCAUAGGUUACAACAGAAUGGAGUUCCUUUCUCAGGAAGAAAAGGAGAUUUUAUAUCAGGAAGAGCACCAAAAGUGGAAACUUCCCAAGAAGCUUUAUUAUCUGAUCAUAAUGGCUUCCAUGGGUGCAUGUGUCCAGGGUAUGGAUGAGUCUGUCAUCAAUGGUGCAAAUUUGACUUAUCCUGCAGGUUUGGGAAUUGGUAGCGACAGUGAAAGGGACUCUUGGCUGCAAGGUUUAGUAAACUCAGCACCGUACAUAUGCUGUGGUCUCAUAUCGUGUUGGAUGACUGAUGCCUGGAACGCUAGGCUGGGGCGAAAGUGGACCAUCUUUUGGACAUGCUUCAUCUCAGCUAUUACCUGUUUCUGGCAAGGAUUCUGUAAUACAUGGUACCAUUUGUUUAUCGCCCGUUUCAUGCUAGGGUUCGGAAUUGGACCAAAGUCUGCAACUAUUCCUGUUUACGCAGCAGAAUGUGUCCCUCAUAAAAUCAGGGGAGCACUGGUAAUGAUGUGGCAAAUGUGGACAGCUUUUGGGAUCAUGCUGGGCUACGUGUUCUCUCUGGCAUUUCAUAAAGUUCCUGACCAUGGAAUUGGAGGAGGUGGUUUAGCCUGGAGGUUGAUGCUUGGUUCUGCCAUGCUUCCAGCAAUCGUGGUAUGUCUCCAGGUUUGGUCCUGUCCAGAAUCUCCAAGGUGGCUAAUGGGUAAAGAAAGACAUGCCGAAGCCUACGAAUCUUUAAAAGUUUUAAGAAACCAUCCUGUUCAAGCCGCUAGAGAUACCUUCUACCAAAAUGUUUUAUUGAUGGAAGAAAACUCUUACACAUCUAUGGGUUUCUUUGGCAAGUUGAAGGAAAUGGUUGUCGUCAGAAGGAAUAGAAAUGGAGCCAUGGGCGCUGGUAUUGUCAUGUUUAUGCAGCAAUUCUGCGGAAUAAACGUCAUUGCCUACUAUUCUUCGUCUAUUUUCGUUGAAUCAGGAUUCACUGAAACGUCGGCGUUAUUGGCCUCUUGGGGAUUCGGUAUGAUCAACUGGCUUUUUGCGCUUCCAGCUGUUUUCACUAUUGAUCUUGCUGGUAGGAGGACGCUUCUUCUGAUUACCUUUCCAUUAAUGUCAAUGAUGCUGCUUCUGGCAGGGUUCUCUUUCUGGAUCCCUGAAGAAAAUGAAAAAGCAAGAGUUGGUGUUGUUUCUCUUGGUAUUUAUCUAUUCGCAGCCAUCUACUCUUCUGGAGAAGGUCCGGUUCCUUUCACAUACUCAGCUGAGUGUGCCCCGUUAUAUAUCCGUGAUGUUGUGAUGUCAUUUGCUACUGCAACUUGUUGGUUCUUCAACAGUGUCUUAGCACUCACUUGGCCUUCUUUGAAAAAUGCUUUCAAGGUGCAAGGUGCAUUUGGUUUCUAUGCUGCAUGGAAUAUAGUAGGAUUCUUUCUGGUAUUGAUGUUCCUACCAGAGACAAAGGGUUUGACGCUAGAAGAACUAGAUGACGUUUUCGAUGUGCCUACAUGGCAGCAUGCUUCAUAUCAGUUGAAAAAGAUGUGGAUUAACAUUCAGAGAAAUAUCAUCAGGAAGGACGUCGAACCUAUGCCCCCGUUGUACAAACAUCACAGAAUGGCUCUUACUAAUGCUCAAUGGGAAGAAAAACACGAAGUGGAACUUGUUGAAAACGUCUAG
Messenger RNA from Komagataella phaffii GS115, 1878 nucleotides. RefSeq names its product Myo-inositol transporter with strong similarity to the minor myo-inositol transporter Itr2p. Bases 1 to 1878 code for a protein of 625 amino acids. Gene Ontology annotation, biological process: transmembrane transport. The transcript has a single exon. Gene Ontology annotation, cellular component: membrane. The record is from RefSeq and is a predicted model, not a curated record. Lineage: Eukaryota; Fungi; Ascomycota; Pichiomycetes; Pichiales; Pichiaceae. Gene Ontology annotation, molecular function: myo-inositol:proton symporter activity.